AAGUUUUAAACUUCCUGGUUGCCAGAACAAACUCAACAGUCACCAAGAAAAUGUCGGCUGUACGAAGUUUUGAUGUUUGGUUUUACAUUGUUGUUGGAUAUUGUUUUCUUCAGGUUGUACAACUUCAAGAAAACGUUGCUCUGAAUAAGGCAACCACACAAUCGCCAGAGUGUCCUGGUUAUGAAGGUGCAUCUCAUUUGGCUGUAGAUGGUAAUAUUACAACUGAAUUUGGUCAAAGUAAACCACACGCAUGCGCGUGCGCAAAAGGGAUAUCUUCCACAUUCUGGAGUGUUGAUCUAGGAAAACCGUAUCGACUUCACAACAUAAGGAUAUUCCAGAGGAAUAGCAACCAUUUCACAUUAAAUGGAUUCAGUGUUUCUGUUGAUGCGAGUCCCUGCUACCAGUGGACGAAUAGUUGGAGUCCACCAACAGUGUUUAAUAUAACAUGUGAUAAAACAGGACAAAUAGUGAAGUUCAGUGUUCCAAGGACAGACUAUUUUGUUUUGUGUGAAGUACAGAUAUUUGUGUGUGCAGAUUAUUAUUAUGGUGAUGUCUGCGACAAGACGUGUAACUGUAGAGUUCAGAAUGAAGUGUGUGACAAGAGAACAGGAGCAUGUACAUCAGGAUGCCCGCCCAAGUGGAUGGGUACAGCUUGUGAUACCUGUGAUGACAGAUAUUGGGGUACGUCUUGCACUAGGCCGUGUAGCACAACUUGUAAAGAAGCCUCAUGUGACAGAGUGAACGGAAAUUGUCAGUCCUGUGAUGACAGAUAUUGGGGUACGUCAUGCUCUAGGCCGUGUAGCACAACUUGUAAAGAAACAUCAUGUGACAGAGUGAACGGAAAUUGUCAGUGUACGUAUUGGGUAUUGUUUCAGUAAAUGUUAGACAUAAAUAGCAAAUUCUGUUCAA
Molecule: messenger RNA, 909 nt
Organism: Gigantopelta aegis
Lineage: Eukaryota; Metazoa; Mollusca; Gastropoda; Neomphalida; Peltospiridae
Product: scavenger receptor class F member 1-like
Exons: 6
Coding region: 51-878 (275 amino acids)
Source: RefSeq, a predicted model, not a curated record